CUGACCCCCACUCCCCAAACUGACUUCCUUGGCUGUAGCCUACGUCUAAGAACAGUGUUUGAAAAAAGAACAGACGUCUUUGAGGGGGUGCCACUUUCUCGCCCAUAACCCAUACAUAGUCUUAUCAACGGUAAAAUGUACUGGAUCAGCGAAUCGCCGAAGAGAGCCAUAAAACAUGCAGGACCCGCGGAAGAGAGCAGCUGCCGUUGUUUCCCCAAAAAGUUUUUGGUAUCCAUGGGGAUCUAGUAACUCCUCUGCUAUAGUACAUAUUUGACAAGCUACAGUCGGCUCGAGCUUGCACUCCAGCUUCACGUUCAGUGUGGUUCAGACGCGCGGAGCUUCUCAGCGUUUUAACUCAGUUUGUUUUUUGUCAGUUGGUGAGGCCACCCCAACAACACAGCAGUCAUGGACGCCAUCAAGAAGAAGAUGCAGAUGCUUAAGCUAGACAAGGAGAAUGCCCUGGACAGAGCUGAGGGAGCUGAGGGAGACAAGAAGGCAGCGGAGGACAAGAGCAAACAGCUUGAGGAUGACCUGGUAACGCUGCAGAAGAAGCUGAAAGGAACAGAGGAUGAGUUGGACAAGUACUCUGAGUCUCUUAAGGAUGCCCAGGAGAAACUUGAACUCGCCGAGAAGAAAGCCACAGACGUAAAUUGGCAUAAACCUGUCCGAAGUGUUAAAGUACUUUCAGGGGAACCACGAACAGUCUGCUAACAUUGAACCUCAACAUUUUUCAUUCUAGGCCUCGUCAUCAUACAUAUAUACAUAUUAGUUAGGCUUAUUUUAUUGUUUCAGUUUGGAAUAGCCUACAUAAUUGUUAUUGUUAAUAGCUGCGUCUUCAUUAGGCUCGACCAUUGGCCAUAUUCCACAUGUGUCCAUUGAAACCGAAUAAGACUGAGCAGACCAACUGUAGGCAUAACAAAUGUGCCUUGUGUGCCACCCUCCUCGAAGAUGCAAGCAGAAGGUUAAAUUUAGCUGUGUACCCUGUUUGGUUAAAAUAGGGCCCCGUUUAGAACUUCAGUUAAACGUUUGGUGGAAGUUUUUGAAUAUUUUAAAUACCUUUAAUUUAGAUUUGUAGGUGUCAUACCUUAUAUUCCACUCCUCAAAUUAAAACGGUUCCUUUUCCUUUUAUUGAGAAUGUUGUAGGGGACGCCGAUAAUUAAACGUUUGUUCUUAUAGGACACAUGCAUCUUAUUGUGUCAGUUU
This is a messenger RNA of Oncorhynchus keta (chum salmon), 1203 nucleotides long. RefSeq names its product tropomyosin alpha-1 chain-like. The record is from RefSeq and is a predicted model, not a curated record. The transcript has 2 exons. Gene Ontology annotation, biological process: muscle contraction; actin filament organization. Gene Ontology annotation, molecular function: actin filament binding. Lineage: Eukaryota; Metazoa; Chordata; Actinopteri; Salmoniformes; Salmonidae. Bases 406 to 711 code for a protein of 101 amino acids. Gene Ontology annotation, cellular component: actin filament.